Molecule: messenger RNA, 537 nt
Organism: Phasianus colchicus (ring-necked pheasant)
Lineage: Eukaryota; Metazoa; Chordata; Aves; Galliformes; Phasianidae
Source: RefSeq, a predicted model, not a curated record
UCUCGUGUACCGCUCUGACCACGCCGCCCCGCAGGGAACUACCGGACACAGCUGUGGGACAAACAGUCAGAAUCCUUCCUGCCCUCCACGCCGGGGCUGGGGAUGCACGUGGAAGUGAAGGACCCCGAUGGCAAGGUGGUGCUGUCGAGGCAGUACGGCUCUGAGGGCCGCUUCACCUUCACGUCCCACACGCCUGGUGAGCACCAGAUCUGCCUGCACUCCAAUUCCACCCGCAUGGCUCUGUUUGCUGGAGGCAAACUGAGGGUGCACCUGGACAUCCAGGUGGGUGAGCACACCAACAAUUACCCCGAGAUCGCAGCCAAGGACAAACUGACCGAGCUGCAGCUGCGUGCCCGCCAGCUGCUGGACCAGGUGGAGCAGAUCCAGAAGGAGCAGAACUACCAACGGUACCGAGAGGAACGCUUUAGGAUGACAAGUGAGAGCACCAACCAACGCGUGCUCUGGUGGUCCAUCGCCCAGACCGUCAUCCUCAUCCUCACCGGCAUCUGGCAGAUGAGGCACCUCAAAAGUUUCUUC